Molecule: messenger RNA, 1176 nt
Organism: Plenodomus lingam JN3
Lineage: Eukaryota; Fungi; Ascomycota; Dothideomycetes; Pleosporales; Leptosphaeriaceae
Source: RefSeq, a predicted model, not a curated record
AUGCUGGGCCGAUGGACUUGUCGCCUGAACCCACGUUUGCGCGUACGUAACUGGCCGCCGACGGCACAAUGGCGUCAGUCGUCGACCUUUGUUCCCGGUCGCAUACUGAGAGGUGACGACCUUGGACCUACUCGCACAGAGGGCCACCGAACGUUUCGUGAACGCAAAGACGAGCAGGCUAAGGCGCUCCCUCUGCCCCCUUUACUCGAUCCAGUCGCAUUAGAGGAUAGACAUAAAUGGCAACGACCAAAGGACCGGCCGAAGCACGCUGAAUUCACGCCUUUCCAAAAGAAAUUAUGUGAAAUUCCUUUCGCGCGCGUGUUGGCAUCACCCGUUCGCCAGUGUCGACUCACGACCAUCCUGCUCCCUAGUGACCUUCUGAUGGCUGUAUAUCCGCGGCCACAUCCCGAGACCAAUGACCCCUGGCUACUCCCAGUCUCACUCGUAAGCGAACAAAGUCACCUUGGUCCACCGUUAUAUUUCGUUGGCCAUCGACAUGUGGCUACUCAAUUGGGCAAAAAGAAGACAUGGGAGAAGGUGCUUCCUCUUCGCAUGGUCGCGAAGCUGAGCGGUCUUAAUCUGAAGAACAUGAUCUGGAGAGAAGACAUGCCUGAUCUCAUCCUGCAGGCCAUGCGUAACAAGGUCUCCAAGAAGCUGAGCUCCAUUUUCAUCAUUAGAGACCGUUUGAUUCCUGUCGCAAGCCCACGAGCAGAAGAUAUCGAGCACGUAGACGACGUGUCUUGUGUCCUGCUGUUUGGAUCGCUUCGUACUCGUGCCGAUGAAUAUCACGAGAAGCUUAUCCAGAUCCAACAAGAGCUCGAAAAGUGGGCAACGUAUACUCUCAAGCACUUCGCAGCUAAGAUAGAUCCACAUGCCUCUCCAGACGUCACUCACCAUUCGCCGAAUUGGUAUGCCGAGCCUCUCGUCCCUCGAUUGCAACCACGACUGAAGUUCCCAGAGCUUUCUAACCCUACAACAAUAUGGCGGGGGAGAAAAGUCGCCCUGUAUAGUCUGACGGAUCUGUUGGGCGAGAAAAAAGCCCAGGAAUUGGUCAAAGGAAACGGCAGCAAGUACGGGGAUGCAAAAUGCGUGGCUAUAACGAGAUCUAAGCACCACGCCCCGGCCGAGAUAUCACUCAUGCAGCUUCAGGCCUACGUCGCCCGCCCUGCUCCUUGA